AUGCUAGCCAAGACCAUCCUGUUGCUGGCCUCCCUGGCUCUCGUCUCCGCCGCUCCGGCUAAGAGACAAGCCGGCUGCGUCUCGAAACCCGCAGCUCCGACCCUCCCCGUCAAUGGCAAUGGCGUCGAACUCCCGGCACCACCAGCAGAUCUGGUCCUCAAACACAUCGCCCUAGGCCACGGCAUCCAAAACUACACCUGCACCUCCGUCAACGCAACAUCCAUCACCGCGACAGCAACCGGCGCCCUCGCAGGCCUCUACGACGCCCAACCCCUCUACCCCAACGUCGGCGCCGCAUCCCUCUCCUCGGUCGACGUCUUCAACGGCCUCACCACCAACGCCGUCUGGUCCACCCCGCUGCCCUUGACCUCGGAUGGUACUUCCAAAUUCGGCGCCUCGGCAACGACGCCCUUCCCGCCCCCCGCCGACCUCGUCAUGCCCGGCAUUGCACCCAUGAAGCAGCUCGGCGUCCACUUCUUCGACAACACGGGCGUGCCCACGUUCAAGCUCGGCGAGUAUUUAUUGAGGGGCGCAAAGCUCAACGGCACAAAGGCGCCCGCGUCCGCUGACGCAGGCCCGGAGAAGACGGGCUCCGUCGACUGGCUCUACCUUGGCGACAAGGGCGGCAGCAAGGGCAUCUCGGCCGUCUACCGCGUCGUCACGGCCGGCGGCGCCGCGCACCAGUGCACCACCCCCGGCGCCACCGACAGCGUUCCGUAUGCAGCGUUCUACUGGUUCUACGGUCCCAAGGCAUGA
Molecule: messenger RNA, 756 nt
Organism: Colletotrichum orchidophilum
Lineage: Eukaryota; Fungi; Ascomycota; Sordariomycetes; Glomerellales; Glomerellaceae
Product: malate dehydrogenase
Exons: 2
Coding region: 1-756 (251 amino acids)
Source: RefSeq, a predicted model, not a curated record